AUGGCAUCCACAGGCCAGACACCACCUGUAGCCUCCACUAGCCAGACCCCACCCAUAGCCUCCACAAGCCAGACCCCACCUGUAGCCUCCACCAGCCAGACCCCACCCAUGGCAUCCACAAGCCAGACACCAACUGUAGCCUCCACUAGCCAGACCCCACCCAUAGCCUCCACAAGCCUCCAUCAUCGAGACUCCAGCUUGACCUCCAAAAGCCAGAGCCAACUCGAGUCCCCAACUGUAGUCUCCAGCAGCCAGGCCCCACCUGUAGCUACCACCAGGCAGACCCCACCUGUAGCCUCCACCAGCCUGACCCCGCCUGUAGCCUCCACCAGCCAAACCCCAGGUGUUGCCUCCAACAGCAAGACUCAGGAUGUAGCCUCUAACAGCCAUACCCCACCUGUAGCCUCCACAAGCCAGACCCCAACUGUAGGCUCCAUCAUCGAGACUCCAGCUCUAGCCUCCACCAUCCAGACCCCAGCUGUAGCCUCUACCAGCCAGAUCCCACCUGUAGCCUCCAUCAGCGAGACUCCACGUGUAGCCUCCACCUGCCAGACCCAACCUCCUACAUCAGCGGGACUCCAUGGGCCAGCUGUAGCCUCCACCAGCCAGACCCCAUCUGUAGCCUCCACCAGUCAGACCCCACCUGUAGCCUCCACCAGCCAGACCCCACCUGUAGCCUCCACCAGCCAGACCCCACCUGUAGCCUCCACCAGCCAGACCCCAACUGUAGCCUCCAUCAGCGAGACUCCAGCGGUAUCCUCCACCAGCCAGAUCGCAACUGUAGCUUCCAUCAGCGAGACCCCAAAUGUAGCCUGCACCAGCCAGGUCGCAACUGUAGCCUCCAUCAGCGGGACUCCAUGGGCAAGCUGUAGCAUCCACCAGCGAAACUCCACCUGUAGCCUCCACCAGCCAGACCCCACCUGUAGACUCCACCAGCCAGACCAUUUUUUAAAUUGA
Molecule: messenger RNA, 957 nt
Organism: Haliotis rubra (blacklip abalone)
Lineage: Eukaryota; Metazoa; Mollusca; Gastropoda; Lepetellida; Haliotidae
Exons: 3
Coding region: 1-957 (318 amino acids)
Source: RefSeq, a predicted model, not a curated record